AUGGAAACACAGAUCGUGUCAAAUCACAUUAUCCCUGAUGCGGAGGCCCUGAUGCCGCCUGCUCUGAUUGCUCUGAUCACAGUGUUGGACACGUUGGAGAUGUGUUCCCGGGAGAGCGACUUCAAAAGCAUCCUGUUCGCCCUGUGUUACUUCCACGCCGUCGUGGCCGAGCGCAGGAAGUUUGGUCCCCAGGGCUGGAACCGCUCGUACCCUUUCAACACCGGAGACCUCACCAUCUCCAUCAGCGUGCUCUACAACUACCUGGAGGCCAGCCCCAAGGUGCCGUACGAUGACCUGCGUUACCUGUUUGGGGAGAUCAUGUACGGGGGCCACAUCACCGACGACUGGGACCGCCGCCUCUGCUCCACCUACCUGGAGGAGUACAUCACCGUGGAGAUGACGGAGGCGGGGCAUCAGCUGGCCCCGGGCUUCUGUCUGCCUCCAAACAUGGACUACAGUGGCUACCACCAGGUAAAGAGACGGGAGAAUCUGGUGUGUCCGAUUAUUAUUUAA
Molecule: messenger RNA, 513 nt
Organism: Knipowitschia caucasica
Lineage: Eukaryota; Metazoa; Chordata; Actinopteri; Gobiiformes; Gobiidae
Source: the annotation of a GenBank genome assembly